CCGAAAUUAGCCGAACGAGUGAGCGAGCGAGCACAAGUCAAGGAAGACGAAGAAACUAAAAUCUGUCGUUCACAUUAGUGAUGUAAAUUUUGAAAUUUUAACAAAAUGAUAUUGUAAAAGCUAAAAAGGAUAUUCUUAUUUUGAUUUUGAUUGUAUCUUAGUGAUAUUGUUUUGACUUUCAUAUUUCUGACUCAUUUAUAUCGUUGGCAAAGUGCUAGAGUUCAGUGCGUGUGCAAGGGUGGUAACGAGAAAUGUGAUGUAUCUAUGAAGUUCAGGAUUCUAAGGCCGUUUAUUUUAUAAGUUUAAAUAAUGAGCGGACGCCCAAGGACCACGUCAUUCGCCGAGGGCAGCAAAUCCGUUCGAAAGACAUUCGAUAAUCAACCACCGAAACCACCUCUAGGAGGCGUAAAAAUUAGUAGUAAGUACCAUCUAACCAUUCUUUUGUCGGCCAUCGUGAUUUCUUUGCGCCUGUGACGUAUUUCAAUGCUGACAAUUUCAAAUAUGGCUGCAGACUAUGUUCAAUAUUAUAAAAAAAUUAGAAACCCUGAUUAUUUUAGGAUAAUCAAUAUCGACCACAUAAAAGUUCGCAGCAUUUCAAAAAUGGCUACAGCCUGCCACAUAGGCCUGGCAUUGUGACAGCUUUAACGUCAAAUUAUCGAAUUCUGAAAGCGAGUCGUCGUAGGUACUCCAAUUUUUAUGUUACGAAUAUCUUUAGUAAUGAUUAGCAUAGAAUUUUUGAUAUAGCAAAUUUUAUUGCGAACUAGCUACUAUAUCUCCUAGGUUAAAAUUAGUCACAAGCAUGCAUAAUUAACUUUACUAAGGUAGGGGCUUUGAGGUUACUUCAAUAUGACGUAAUUUUAAUUCACUGCAUUUAUAUUAAACAAAUUAAACUUUAACUUAUCGUUCCACACAUAUCAUCUCAAAAACAUGUAAUUUAUUAAAAAAAAAACUUUUAUGGGGGGUAAAUAAUUUAAUUAUGAUUAGGUACUCAAAAAGCAUUACAACAUAAACGGGUACUGGAACAUUUAUCAAAUUUAAUAAAUGAUUAAUUUUCUGAUUUUAUCAGAAAACUUCUAAAUUAUCCACCUACAAGAUUCUAAUAGGAUUACCCUUCCGUCUUUUUAAUUUUGCUUAUGUAUUAAAAACAAACAUUUCUGAGAUGUUCUACUAGAACUAUCUCAAAACUAAUUGUCACAAUUAUAAUAUUGAAACUUUGUUGAAAAAUAGAAAUUGUAUAAUCUUUUAUUCCAUAUUCGUUAACAGUAAUGACCCACAGUUCAGAAAUAUGACAAAUAUUGGCACUCUUCCUUCUACAUUAAGGUGCCUCUUGGGUUUUGCUUAUUGGCUAAUCUUUAUUAUAACAAUUUUUACCUACCAGUUAUUUUAUGUAUAACUGAUUACCUACCAGGUAUUUUAUGUAUAACUGAUUAUAAAUCAUAAUUAAGCAGGUACAUUUCUAAGUAAAUACUAAAAAGGUGCUAAAUAGCAUUUAUAUAUUUUAACAAAAUUUCAUUUUUAUUCAUUGUUGGAAUUGAGUCCAACAAAUGAAUAAAAAAUAAUCAAGUUAAUUCAAGUGGUUUAUAUAAGAAUAAUGUGUCUGCUGUUUAUAUUAAUAAGUAAACAUAUAAUUGAAUAUGCUUAUACACCUGAUUAUAAAGACUACAGAUUGGGAUAACUUAUAAAGGGCAUAAACAGCUUUGUAUGAAGUUUUACAGGCUAAUAAGGACAAUAACCCUAGGGCUAGUAGGGUACCAGUUGCAUUGCAGACUAUUAAAAUGUUUAAAGUGUCAUAAUCACUAUGAACAGCAGUUAACCUUAAUUUUAGCAUUAUGCAAUAUUUUUAUAUCUGAUUAUGCCACUUUUCUGUUGGAAUAAGCCUGAAAAAACUGUUACUUUGCUGUUAAAAUUAAUGAAUCAAUAAUUUAUCACAAUCAUACAUAUUUAUUUAUUUUGUUCACACCAAUUGUCCCUCAUUGAGUAACAUAAGAUACAUGUUAAAAAAAUAUUAUAAACAUGACUCCCAUAACUACACCUAAGCUUUAUAGAUAAUCAUCAUUGUUAUAUCAUAUAAUAAAUACCAUCUCACCAUAUACCCAUUGCAAAGCUGACAUUGUAAUAAAAGUACAGUUUCAGAGUAAAAAAAAUAUAAAUUGAACAUUUGUAAUAAACUUCUAAACUUUUCUAGUAUGCUGUCCAAAACAUACUAAUACUAGCCUAUUGCCUACAAGGGUUUCGGAAUAUGUUCUGUCCAUCAGCAGAAGCUUUUACAAUCUGAUUAUUCUAUUUUUUUUACUCUCAGUCAGUCCAUCAUAGAAUAUAUUUGGUUUAUUAAACCAGAUCAAAUUGACUUAUCCUAACAAUAAUAGCUACACAAAACCUGAGUUAUGUCAUGUAUCUACGUGUUUUAUGUACUAUUGUUAUCUCGAGCGUUAUCAAUAACUGUCAAUCUCGCUAUCUCGCGGUCGGCAUGAGCGCCGUUUCAUCCUAUCCAUUCGCGGAAGCUCCGUGGUAACGCACUCUCAGUUUUCGUCGAGUCGCCUUUCGCUCGGGGCGUUACAGUCGAGCGACGUGGUCGCAGCCGGUGCAUGUUGCAAAACAACCAAAUGGUUCGUUAACCCACUUCCUCAAGUCAGUGCUGCACUGUCGCUGUUAUCCGGUGCGCGAACAAUCUUUAAACAAUCGUGGUUCGCAAAUUAUAGCAAAUUCUCAAAUCGUCCAGCCAAUAUUCACUAGAUGCAUGUCGUGUCGAAAUUGUAUCCGAUUCUAAACAAAAAUGCAUGACGCAAAAGUUUAGUGAUAAUGAUUGUGUGGUCGGUGGAGUGCGACAGCCUUCAUGUGGAACUCGACAAGUGGAUAAAAACAAUGUUGAAACGGCGCGGCACUUACAUCGUCAACUCCGACCGCGAUGUUCGUCGCGACAGGGCCAAGUCAGAAGAACCUUCCAUGUUACUGCUAAAAAAAAUUGGCAAGGACGGCUCCAAGGUGACGACUGUGGUAGCGACGCCGGGCCAGGGCCCCGACCGGCCCCAGGAGGUCAGCUAUGCCGACAUGAAGCUGAUCGGCAAUGGCAGCUUCGGCGUCGUCUACCAAGCGAAGUUGUGCGACACCGGCGAGCUCAUUGCCAUCAAGAAGGUGCUUCAGGACAAGAGGUUUAAGAAUCGUGAACUUCAGAUCAUGCGACGACUGGAACAUUGUAAUAUUGUAAAAUUGAAAUACUUCUUUUACUCUAGUGGAGAAAAGAAGGACGAAGUGUACCUGAAUUUGGUGCUGGAGUAUAUACCUGAGACUGUGUAUAAAGUGGCACGUCACUACUCCAAAGAUGAACAAACAAUACCCAUUAGUUUUAUAAAGCUAUACAUGUACCAGUUGUUCAGAAGUCUCGCGUACAUCCAUUCACUGGGCAUCUGCCACCGGGACAUCAAGCCACAGAACCUUUUGCUCGACCCGAAGACGGGCGUGCUCAAACUCUGCGACUUCGGCUCGGCGAAGCAUUUAGUACGCGGCGAGCCCAACGUCUCCUACAUAUGCUCGCGGUAUUAUCGCGCGCCGGAACUCAUUUUUGGCGCCAUAGACUACACAACCAAAAUAGACGUAUGGAGCGCGGGCUGUGUCGUAGCAGAGUUGUUAUUGGGUCAACCCAUCUUCCCUGGCGACUCGGGCGUCGAUCAACUCGUUGAAAUCAUAAAGGUUCUAGGUACGCCAACACGAGAACAAAUUCGAGAGAUGAAUCCAAACUACACAGAAUUCAAAUUUCCACAAAUCAAGAGUCAUCCUUGGGCUAAGGUAUUCCGCGCGUGCACGCCCCCGGACGCGAUCUCGCUAGUGUCCCGGCUGUUGGAGUACACGCCGGGCGCGCGGCUGUCCCCGCUGCAGGCGUGCGCGCACAGUUUCUUCGACGAGCUGCGCGAGCCGGCCGCGCGCCUGCCCAACGGCCGCCCGCUCCCUCCGCUGUUCAACUUCACCGAGUACGAGCUCAGCAUCCAGCCGUCGCUCAACGAGUUCCUGAAGCCGCGCGCCGCUGCCGCGCAGCCGACGGACGCGCCCGCGCCCGCGCCCUCCGCGCACGUGGAGCCGCACACGCCAACAGGCGAGAGCGGGGCGGCGGGCGGUGCCAGCGCAGGCGGCUCGGCGUCGUAGGCUCGCGGCGUCUCCCUGGCGAUCGACACUCGCUCCUAUGCUACUUAGUGAUAGUCCUUUUUCGUGUUGGCCAUCGGGUAAAAUUAAAUGCAUAAUAGGUGUUUUCGGCGAGUAAUCGUGUGAUAACGUAGUGUAAUGAAAGCUUGAGCUGUCGUAGUCGGUGAGAAGGGUAAAUCCGCCGUAGAUUCUAAACCGUCGCGAUGUGAUUACUUUGUACUUUUGUAAAAGCUCGAAUUGUCUCUUUAUGUAUAUACCUUAAAAUAAAUUGAGUUCGUAAUGACGCUCGUUCGGUAAACGACAGAUUUUAUUAUAACGCCAUCCGGAUGGAAUUUUUACUCGUUUUAUUUUACCGUUGAGACGGAACGGCGUUCGCUCGCGUGCGAAGCUUUAUCCGCGACGAAGAGACAGUUACGUUUGUUUCACUAGAAUCACCUAUGAGGGAUAGCCACAUGAUACCCACUUUAAUGGAGAGUAUACUUGCUUGGGCCAUGUAACCAGUAGGAAAGACAUAUUCAGUAGUGCAUUAGCGUAUUUCUUGUUGGUACGUAUCACUAACUCAUGAAACUUGUACGAAGCGUAUUCCUAGCGUUGUUUCAACAAUGAAAAUUAGCAAUGGAGAACAUUUUUUUGCAAUCAUAGAGAGCAUACUUGUAAAUUUUUAUAACUAGCAUAAACUGAUCUCUCAAGAUAAUUAUAAUAUUAACGAUAUCUCAGAAUAUUAUGUAUAAACAAUUCAGAGGAUAUAAAUUUUUAGAAUUACUACAUUAUAGAAUAUUGUAUUUUUUGGCAACUUCUAUGUUAUGGAACAUUUUUAUUGCGAUGUACCUUAUUUUAUCCAAUGCUGGAUAAUUGUAAUGUAUUUUAAUAGCACUGUCGGUGUCCUAAUGUAACGACAUAGUUUUUCGAUAAUAUUGUAUUCUAUAUUCAAUAAAUGAUAUUUCUAUAAUAUAAAAUUUGUCAUUGAAAACACUAUGGUUAUUAGUAGUCAUCUAUGAGAAGAAUGUUAAAGUAAUGCUAUAAAUUUCAUUGUCAUAGUUUUAAGUAUUGAAGUAAUUUCAUUUUGCACUUGUAUUUGGCAUACAAUUACAAAUUAGGCAUCAUUCAAGUGUAGAAUAACGAAAUCUUUGAUUAUGGUGUAGAACUAGCCUAUUUUCAUAAUUUUCUUGGUGUAAAGUCCGAUACCACUUGCACCAUUUCGAGUACCGAGUAAGGCAGGCAGCUGAAGAUGCUCUUGACCCAGCUAAGUCUCUGUUGUACUUUCAAUUCCAUGCAAGAGAUGUUAAUAAUAAAGGGAAUUUGAGUCUCUGUUAUUAUUUCGUAAAUCGACAUGAGAUGUUUAUGAACCGAUAACAAAAGUGGAAUUGUCGUCGAAAGUAUACACUGACUUGCAGCAGAGACCCUGAGGCCUCUCAUUUGGACCAAGUCAUGCUUGCACAUGUCUGGUUGCAUAUGACGUUAGUUUUAUUAUUACAAGUGACUCGCAGUUAUGCCUUUUAUAAUCUUAACGCUGUAACUUUUAAACAUCAUAUUUCGUAAUUUUAAUAUUUCUUUUGAUACUAGCAUGCUUAGCGGGAUAAGUUCCCGCCCGUACUUUACGCUGGGACCUUGAAAUUUUCUAACACAUAAUUACUUGUGUAUUACUUUAUGUACCUACCUAUGUACUUUUAUAAUUACUUAUAAAUUAUUGUAUCUUAAGAACGCGCUCGGCGCACCAUUUUCAAAUCACAUAGUGGAGCUUAGAUGUGGUCGUAAUGGCUAUUGAUUUGCCGACACACCUUUUAUAAUUCGUGUAAAUAUAAUUAUUAUAUAAUUAUCUGUACGGUAUGAGUCGAGUGGCGCGCGGGGGCGCGGGGUUCGUUGACCUCCGGCGAGCCCACCGCGAACUUGCUAAGGGACACGGUAGUUUAGAUAUGCAUAUUUUUAUUAAGUCUAUCUAAUAUGAAUUUUGUAAUCGACGUUGCUUCUUAAGACCCUCUGUGUAAAAAAUUUAAGACAUACUAGUGACCUGAAUGUUUGAAGCGAUGUUAUUGAACGUCUCUAUCCCACUGAAUUCUCACUUUCACGAUUUCGUGCACAUUUACAUGAGAAUUUCCAAUAUGAAGUAACAAUGCAUAGUUCGAGAUGGGGUUAUGACAUACAAAUUAUUUAAAGUGAAAGUUUUCUUAUUACUAUUACUGUAAUAUUGAAUUUAAUAGUGAGUGAAAUUUGUAUUUGUUUUAAUUUUUGUUUUUACUGAAUUUGAAUACAUCGUAACACCCAUAUCGUUGUUAGUUAUGAAUGAAAAUAACAUUAUAAAAGUAAAUAUUAAAUGAAUAGUAAAAUGG
Chilo suppressalis (striped riceborer) is the source of this 6461-nucleotide messenger RNA. NCBI's taxonomy places the organism in Eukaryota, Metazoa, Arthropoda, Insecta, Lepidoptera, Crambidae. The record is from the annotation of a GenBank genome assembly.